Molecule: messenger RNA, 954 nt
Organism: Paramacrobiotus metropolitanus
Lineage: Eukaryota; Metazoa; Tardigrada; Eutardigrada; Parachela; Macrobiotidae
Product: galactosylceramide sulfotransferase-like
Exons: 2
Coding region: 1-954 (317 amino acids)
Biological process (GO): glycolipid biosynthetic process
Cellular component (GO): membrane
Molecular function (GO): galactosylceramide sulfotransferase activity
Source: RefSeq, a predicted model, not a curated record
AUGCGCCGUUAUGCCUUCUCGCUGACCACGGUCUUUUACCUAACGGCGCUGUCCCUCCUCUUCGUCUACCAUCAGCACCACCCUUCAACGGUUGCACCGACCGCCCACCACUGCACGCCCCGGCGCAACAUCGUCCUCCUGAAGACGCACAAAUGCGCCAGCAGCGCUGUGCAGAAUAUCUUCCUCCGCUACGGACACACCCACAACUUGACCUUUGCCCUACCCUACCGGAUACCGCGCGUCAACUAUUUCCACCCACUGGAAGCCUUCCAUCCCUCCAUGGCACUACCACUGGACGCCCCCUCCUCGGCCUACAACAUCCUGUGCCACCACACCCGCUUCUCCCCGGCCCUUGCCGCCCUCAUGCCGCCGGACACCGUCUUCGUCACCAUCCUCCGCCAACCGUCCGCCCUCUUCGAAUCCGCCUUCAGCUUCUUCAACCUGCCUAAGCGCUUCGGCGCCAACCUCACCACCUUCCUCCAGGAUCCUGAGCGCUACUUCACCUUCCGCCCCACCAUCGUCUGGAGCCGGUUCGGCCGUAACCCCGCCAUGUAUGAUGCCGGGUUGGAGGUCACCGACUACGACAACGACACGGCCAUCGCAGCGAAGAUCCGGGAACUGGACGCGCGGUUCGAUCUGGUGAUGCUGGCGGAGGAGAUGGAGGCGUCGCUGGUGCUGCUGCGGGAGCUCCUGUGCUGGGAGUGGCAGGACGUCGUGACCUUUCGGGUCAACGCCCGUCCGCCCGCCAUGGUCACCGCCUUGACGGAAACGGAGGUGGAGAAGAUUAACGAGUGGAAUCACGCCGAUACGUUGCUGUAUGAGCACUUCCGCCGGAAGUUCCAGGAGCGGAAGGCACGGUUUGGAGCUGAACGGUUAGACGCGGAAGUGAAGACGUUAAAAGGUCACCGAACAUUGGCGGAAAAUGUGUCGGGGACCAUUGGGCAACUUGGAUGA